UCCGAAGCCUUCAUGUCAAUAAUGAAGCAACAAUUAGUUGGCUCCAUAUCAAGCUACUCUUGAAAGUUUCCAUGUCAAGAGCAUACGCUUGAAAGGCUCCAUAUCAAGCUACUCUUGAAAGUCUCCAUAUCAAAAGCCUGCUCUUAAAAGGCUCCAUAUCAAGCUACUCUUGAAAGUCUAGCCUGCUCUUAAAAGGCUUCAUAUCAAGCUACUCUUAAAAGGAUCUCGGGGGAUUAAUCGCUAAUCUUCCCUUUUCAACGCAUCGGCAGCCGGUCUUCUCACUUCGUCUCUUCACUUCUGUAGACAAAUCUAAGGAAUCUGUGUCAAGUUGUACAUGGCUAACAUAUCAUUCCCAGAAGCUAAGUAUGGAGAGAUUUCAGACUUGUCACAGCAUGAGAGGGUGCCACCGGCAACCAAUCCGGACUUUGAAGAGAGAGAUAUCUCAGAUGAAAACCCCUUGAUGCUGAGGGCAGGCAUGAAAAGAGGCUUACCAGGAGCUGAAGAACAAGUCAGAAAGAAACAGAACCUGUCCCAACAUCAACCAAAGUCCAAUAGUAAAAAAUUAAGCUUGGAAGAGCUUAUAGAAAAAAAAUCUGUGUCGGAAAUAAGGAAAAUAUUCGAAGAUCGGAUUAACAGGUUGAUUAAGAAUGACAUGAAGAUAGACAUGGUAUCAGUGCUUGGCGAGCAAUGGCCAGUGCGACCGGAUAUCCUGGGCAUUAAGGAAAAGCUUCAAGCAACAGCUAAUGGCAAAUUAGCUAUACAAGAGGCAAAGAACAGAUUGCUUGCAGUAGGACGCGAGUUUGAAGAGUUAGAAAUUCAACGUAAAACACCCUCAACAACAGCUGAGAACUCUGAUCUUCAUAUGGAUAACAUCAAGGAGACAUUAAAGAAACAGCUUUCUUCAGGGCCUAUUACUGUUGAUGAAGAUUUUGAUCUUGAAAAUUGUUUUGAUUUUCAAAGCCUCCCAGAUUUUGAUUUUGACAAAAGUUUCCGACCUCCUGAUAAUCUCCGGUCUGCUUUUACUGAUUUGGAAAAGCAACUUUAUGAAAAAGGCAACAACCAAGUGGGGGUAGAACAUUUCCCAGGCUUAGCAGAAGAGUUGCAAAAUACUGGUUGGGGAAAAACUCCGAGCUCCUUUGAAUCUAUUGCGGCUCGAAUUGAAAAGGAUCGUGGAAAAGUUACUGAAGUUGGCCAUAUUGCUGCUCAAGUUCUGGUUUGUGCUGCAGUAAAAGAGAUGGAAGAGUUUUCAGUUGAGAAAUUGGACAUGGAGAUGUUGAAAAAGUGGGGGGCAACACUUAACAAGGCUAAGGAACUUGGUUUUCAGGUGGGAUUUGCUGAUAAUUUGUUAAGGAAGAAUUCGUAUGCCUACUUUGGUUACAAAACAACCUUGGACGAGGCUAAAGAAAAGGAGGUCUGAGAAAUCAAAGGUGGCUUAGCUCGCAUGGUUGAGAAUCAAAGGGUGUUUUCCAUUUGCAGCAAAAUUCACUGAACUUAUUUGGUUUGAUGGACUUUGCGUUUCUAUAUUUACUUUCCUCUAUUUGAACUUAAUGGUUUUGGGUGUCUUGCAUGGACUUGGUGUUUUGCAAUAUAACUUAUACUAUAUGGUUUUUUGAGACAUUGAUAUAUUUCAUCACCAUGUGCUAAUCUAUGAAA
Messenger RNA from Gossypium arboreum, 1653 nucleotides. RefSeq lists its product as uncharacterized. Lineage: Eukaryota; Viridiplantae; Streptophyta; Magnoliopsida; Malvales; Malvaceae. The transcript has 6 exons. The record is from RefSeq and is a predicted model, not a curated record. Bases 335 to 1417 code for a protein of 360 amino acids.